CUCGGAGAGCGCAGGAGCUGUAUAUAUAGCUUCUCUUCGUUGUUCCGUUUUGUUCGAAAUAGAUCCGAUUUCUACCGCAGAGACCUUCAGUACGGCAGGAUGGCUCGACAUAGCCUGUACGGAGGGAAAGACAAUGAUGUCGAAUACUACGGCGAAGACGAUGACGAAGACAACGAAGACGACGGUAUCGAUGAAGACAUCGAAUCCAUAAGGCGCGCCUGUAUAAUCGCCGGCGCAAAUCCCGACGAGAUUAUCCCACCGACCGAUGGUUUCGGCAGCGAAGGAGGAGGCGGGGAGAAUCAGUGCGGUUCUGCUGCGGCGAACACCGGCGGCGGUGGGGUGGGUAGGGUUGCCUCGGAUUCCGACAGCGAAGACGACCUCGAGAUGCUUCGCAGCAUUAGGAACCAGUUCGCCUUGUCAUUGGAUGUAUGCGAGGCGCUGGAGCCGCUCGCUGUUCUGCCGCCGGAUGGGUUUUUCGAUGACGAUGAUGACAACGAAGAAGAAGCCUUGGAAACCCUACGCGCUAUUCGUAAGCAAUUCUCUGCUUAUGAAAUUUCCGGUGUGGGGGGAAAUUUCAUGGAUGAUCUUUCAGGGAAGAAACAGCAGGUACAUGCAUCUGGUACCGCCUCAGGCAAUGAAACUUCGAGUGAAAUAUUGGGUAGAUCUAAUACUUGUGAUAGCUUUCCAGAUCAUCAGCAGCCAUGCCACACAGUCCUGAAUUCUGAGGCAAUAAAUACUGGUAGCGAUUUUCUUGAUGCAAAUGAAAAAGCUGUUGCUGAGCCUCUUGAUCAGCCCGGUACACAUGGAUCAUCCCUUCUGCAAGCUGGGGGCUCGAGCUUACCUGAAUUUGCGCAUGCUUUGUUUUAUGCAAUAAAGAAGAACAGGUCGUACCAGAGAUUGCUUCAAGAAAAAUUGACCAAAAUUGAAGCAACGAUUGAGCAGAACAAAAAACUCAUGGAAAAAGUUAAAAUUUUUAAAGAUUGUCAAGCCUAUUGCAAGAAAAUAGCCGGACAGGCAUUAUCUCAGAAAAUGGAUUAUCGUAUCCAACUAUUAUCAACACGAAAGUCAGGGCCUUCUGACAGUUCAGAGGGUAAUGGUAAAAAGGCAUCCCCUUUGCUGUUUGGUCCUCCAGAAAAUCCUCGUGUGGCAAACUAUCAGAUGGCAAUGGCUAAAUAUCCUCUGUCGGUUGACCGCAGAUGUUGGUCUGCAGCAGAGAUUGAAAACCUUGGAAAGGGUUUAAGACAACAAAUUCAAGAUAGACUCCUUUCAGAUGCAAUUGAUCGUUCCAGCGAGGGAUCUACGAAUGACGCGGACACCAUUGUUCAGACAAUCCGAGAUCUUGAAAUCCCACCCGAAAUGAUCAGGCAGUUCCUACCCGAGGUAAAUUGGGAUCUGUUGGCGUCAAGAUAUGUCAAGCAUCGUUCUGGAGCAGAAUGUGAAGCCCGGUGGAUGAACUGGGAAGAUCCCUUGAUCAACCGCAGUGCAUGGACUGCCGAAGAGGACAAAAAUCUACUGUUGAUUAUUCAGGAAAAGGGUAUCAAGGACUGGCUUUGUAUUGCGGAAUUGCUGGGAACAAGCAGGACUCCAUUUCAAUGUUUGGCUCGAUAUCAGAGGAGCUUAAAUGCCUCCAUAUUGGAGAGAGUGUGGACUGAAGAGGACGAUGACCAACUCCGUGCUGCAGUAGAAGUUUAUGGUGAGAAAGAUUGGCAAGCAGUUGCGUCUGUAUUAAAAGGAAGAACUGGACCCCAAUGCUCUAAUAGAUGGAAGAAAUCGUUGCACCCUAAAAGACAAAGGGUAGGCAGAUGGAGCUCUGAGGAAGACAAACGUCUGAAAGUAGCUGUGAAAUUCUUUGGAGCAAAAAAUUGGCACAAAAUUGCUCAGUAUGUUCCUGGUCGGACUCCACCUCAGUGUCGAGAGAGAUGGGUGAAUUCUUUAGAUCCUAAUGUGAAUCGCAGUCCAUGGACUGAAGUAGAGGAUGCAGAGUUGAGAGCCGCAGUCGCAGACCUUGGACAUAGCUGGUCUAGAAUUGCUACCCGUCUGCCUUCUCGCACUGAUAAUCAGUGCUGGAGGAGAUGGAAGGCAUUAUAUCCCCACCAAGUCCCUCUUAUACAAGAAGCCAGAAGGUUGCGGAGGGAAGCUAUUGUAGGAAACUUUGUUGAUCGGGAAUCAGAGCGUCCUGCUCUUGGGGUUGGUGAUUUGGUGGCACUACCUAUGAUAUCCCCUUUACUUGAACCUGACCCUGAAUCUGAAAUCGUGGCCUCAACAAAGAAACGUAAACGCACAGUAAAAAAGAAGCCUGGAAUCGAAGGUAAAGCAAAUGAGGCGUCUUGUGCUGCUAAGAAGAGCCGAUCAAGGAGGUGUGGGAAAGGCCAAGAGGGAUGUUCUUCUGAGUUGUCUGGACUUGAAGAAGAAAAUGUGUGCGAAAUUAAUAAUCCAAAACCCAAAAGGAAGGCAGUGACAAACCAGUCUUUGAAAAACCGAGGAAGAAGUAGAAGAGGAAGCGAACACAAAGAGGCAGAAGUUGUUCAGGAACACACUAUGACAUAGACGCCGAGUCAAUGUAAAGAGUGAGCUGUUAUAAGAGAUGAAGACGUCCACUUAAAAAUCUAGUGAAAGAGAAGGACUACAAGCACUCAUGACACUGGUCUGGUCGGGAGACAAAAUAGUAAAAGAUUCUGUGGCUGGUGGUGGUGGUGGUGGGUAGGGUUGCUGAUGUCAAGUCUACUUCUCUCUCUCGACCACAGUGAAGGGUCUAAAGAAAGAAAGAAAGAAAGGUGGCUGAGCUCGUGGUUAAAACGAGGCUAACACUUUCACUACUUAAGAGCCGAACCCGAGACUGACCCUCCCCCUCCAAAGCUUUCAGGACAUGUGCUGGGGUAUCUAUCCAUCUGUCUAUGGAUAUGGUAAUAAAUAUUCUCACAGGCUGAUCUGAUUGUCUGUUGGCAGCGCUUUGGUCUCUGUGAGAGGUCUCUUGGGAUCUUUGCAUAAAAUGCAAAGGGCAGUGUCUUUGUGGAUAGCUGAGUCAAGAAGCUGAAGCAGAUGAUGUUGUGAUGAGUUUUAGUUGGCUGAAAUGGAAGACAGCCUUUGCAACCACAGCCACUAUACUGUCACGAGAAAAAAUGGGUAAUUUUUUGGGUGACAAUAUAUACACAUAAAAAUUUCUAGUUUUUCAUUCAUUUAAGGAUAUCCUCUUUGAUACAACUUUACCUUCGCCGUUUCUCUAAAUUUUAAUUUUUUUUUACGCGAAAAAAAAAAUCGAUACUCGUAAUUUUUUGAUAUGUUUGUACUUUAAUAUUUAUUUAUUUUUCAAAGAUGAGAUAGGUAGGAAUUAUAUUUUUUAAAAUUUGUAUAAAUUUGUUGAC
This is a messenger RNA of Tarenaya hassleriana, 3362 nucleotides long. Its product is annotated as snRNA-activating protein complex subunit 4 homolog. The transcript has 10 exons. The coding region runs from base 100 to 2547 and encodes 815 amino acids. NCBI's taxonomy places the organism in Eukaryota, Viridiplantae, Streptophyta, Magnoliopsida, Brassicales, Cleomaceae. The record is from RefSeq and is a predicted model, not a curated record.